UUUGCUAAGGAAGCUAGUGGAAACAUCUGUGCUCAGAAUUUCGGUGCGAUUGAAUCUGUUGUGAGAAUAUUUAUACAAUAUUGAUCAAUAUAGUUUAACAAAGAAACGGUAAUAAUGAGCCGUAUCAGUCGAUGAGCCGAUAACUGACGGAAAAAAUCUAAGUCUGGUGAACUCUUAUAUUCUCUGCUCAUACGCAGGACCUUUAGAACUCACAAUAACGGAAAGAAUUUUAAAUGGACUAAAUGCCACCAUUGAACAAUUUUCUUAUAUGGUUUCCAUUCAGCGUGUUAGUGACAUUUCUAAUCCGGGACACGGACAUACGUGUGGUGGCGUAUUGAUUACACAACGGCAUGUUUUGACGGCUGCCAGUUGUACAUAUCGUAUCGACUACGCUAACAACAAACAAGUGAUACACUAUAAUGAAAGCGAUUUCAUAGUAUUUGCAGGCUCCGCUUUUCUAAAUGAAACAUCAUCAGAUAGAAUAAGAAGUAUAGAAAAUUAUACAAGGCACCCUGAACAUCUAAUUGAACCUUCUCGUGCUAAUGAUCUUGCCAUUAUUACUUUGGUAAGUCCUUUUCCGGAAAGAGUUGUGAAACCACUAGCAUUGCCACCUUCCGAUUACACACCACGUGACUCAACAGUAUGCACAAUUGCCGGUUGGGGUGCACAGACUAAUUUAUCCUCUAUACCGUCAGUACAAUUGCAGUAUAUAAACAAUUAUAUUUUAAAUCAAAAUUCUUGCAUAUCACUGUUUAAUAAUUUUGACCAAGUGGAAAAAAUUUUACCCUCCAUGGUUUGCACGAACGUUAGUGAUAACAAUACAAAAGGUUGUAAGGGUGAUCAAGGAAAUGCAUUAGUAUGCGGCGGCAUAUUAACAGGAAUCUCAUUCUUGCCAAACGAUUGCAUGAGCGAGAAUUCAUCACGGCCAGAACUAUACACUAGAGUUUCCAAUUACACAAGAUGGAUACAAACUGUUACGGACUCUGCUCCUAAUAUUAAACCACGAUUUUAUGCUCUUCUAAUACUCACAGUUUUUCAUGCGUUUUUUCAAAAAGUAGUAAGUUAAGUUGAACUAGCGUAAUCUAGAUAUAAUUUUAGGAAAAUUAAAAUGCUGUUUAUACAGCAUCGAGGACAUAUAUUAAUUGCAUAAUUGUUAAUACAAUCGUAAUUAAUAUAGUGGCCUCAUUAGUGACUCCUGCCUGACUCAAAUAUUAAUUAUAUAGUAAUCUAAUCUGAAGUAUGCGAAAGGUAUCUAAAUAUAUAGAUACUAAAUUUAUCUUUAAUGAUUUUUACUUGAAGUAUGUAAAGAACAUUGUUGGAUUGAAUGUGAAAUUCAGAAUUUAGUAUGAAAGUUUUUAUUUAUUUUUAUGGAUUUUUUAAUUAAUCUAACUUAUUUUAAAUAAGUAGAAAUAACAGUCAAUAAUAAAUAAUUCCUAAAAGAACAAUAUAUCAUAAGAAGUAUUACAUCAAUAGCCUCUAAGAAAUACUAUAUAAAAAAUACCAAAGUCCAUAACAGAUAUACAUCUUGCAAAAAAUACCUACCAUUGAAUGCUUCGUUGAUAGAAAAUACCAUUUAGUAUUUUCUAUCAGUAGGCAUGUUUUGAUCCUUAUAUAUUUUUUAAAUUUAUUUUUAUUAAACUGACGAAGUACAUAAUUAUUAUUGAAUUGUUUAUUUUUAUUUUAUAUGAACCCAUGUAUCUGAUUAGAGAGGAGACAGACCUGUUGUACUUACUUAUGUUUGAAUCUCUCAUUGUAAAAAUAAAUUUUGUAAUAAUUCCCAAAUACUUCGACUUUAUCAAUAUACAUUUGUUUACGACGCUAACAACAAUUGU
This is a messenger RNA of Achroia grisella, 1832 nucleotides long. RefSeq names its product trypsin delta-like. Gene Ontology annotation, molecular function: serine-type endopeptidase activity. The transcript is spliced from 7 exons. Bases 269 to 1066 code for a protein of 265 amino acids. Lineage: Eukaryota; Metazoa; Arthropoda; Insecta; Lepidoptera; Pyralidae. The record is from RefSeq and is a predicted model, not a curated record. Gene Ontology annotation, biological process: proteolysis.